UUUGUUGUUUUGUGGUGUUGGUUUUUGUAUUAAUUUGAUAUGGGUUUUGUGGUACAAAGGUGUUUAUCGAUGUUCCAUGGUGGUAUCUGGCAUUCAAUAGGAUGAUAAGUCCUUUUUUGACCCUAAGGACCAAGAGCAACUUUGGGUUUGAAGGCCAUCCAAAAUCUGCUGAAACCCUUUUCAAGUUAGUGAAUUCAUUUUUUUUUUUUUUUGGGGGUGGGUUUCAUCUAUAGAUACGUGUUUAUAUGAUCUAUAACAUUAUAUAUUGGCUUGGCUUGUGUUUGAAUGAAAAAAUAAAAAAUAAAAAAUAAAAAUCAGAUAUAUAGCUCCUGACCAAGUACCAGUUCAAUUUGGUGGACUUAGUAGGGAGGAUGACCAGGAAUUCACCACGGCUGACUCUGUUACAAUGGAGACAAUAAAGCGAGCAAGCGUCGAAUACAUAGUUGAAAUUCCUGUUUCUCAGCUUUCAAAAAAUUUAAUGUUCUCCAGGUAUGAUCCAAAAACUGGCAGAUUUGUGUAUGUAAAUAGCAAGUCAUCCGGAGAAAUGUUGACCCCGGACAGCCAACAUGUUCUACCAAAUUGUGGGAAUGAAGAAGUGGAAAUUGAAAAGAUGCUUCAACAAGCCGGAGCUUUGAGAGCCAAAGAACUUUUCAUUCACGAUUCUGGCCAUGAUGCUGUUUGUCAUUGUAGAGAGGGCAGUCACAAGCCAUCACAGAAUGUAAUAACCGGGCAGAGGGAAUUUCUAUGUUGCGUGUUAUUGUUGAUGGCUGCACUGGUUGCAAAAAUAACCUAUCAAGCAGCAUUUAGUUUCUCUGUUGGCGCCCUCAAAGAGGGCUAUGCAUAUAACUAUGCUGCGAAUGGAAUCCUCCAACUGAAAAAACGUGAUUCAAUUGCAAACCGGUCAUUCAUGCUGUUCAACUCCUCUGGAUUUGUUGCAUCAGUGGCUGUGAUUAUAUCCCUCCUCCAUGAAUUCCCGCUGAAACCAUGGCCUCAAAUCUCAGCGUCCACUCUGUUUGGAUCGUAUAUGUGCUUGGUAAUGGCAACAUCACCGCGUGAUGCAUUUGUGCUCCUGUUCCUAGCAAUUCCAUUAAUUACCUUGGCAGCUGCAGGAAAACUGUAUGGCUUUGCAAGGGAGAGGUCCUAUUGAAGUUCUUGAAAUCAAAAGUGGCAGGUGCCAGGUGGGAAAGCUUUUAUUGUGUUGUGUAGCUUUGAAUAUAUAUAUAUAUUGCAUGUUAUAUGAGAACAUAGUGCAGUAAGAUGAUCUGCUAAACUAUGUCCUGUUUGUUAUGUUUUUUUUUUUUUUUUUUGAUCACUGUUUGUUAUGUUUUAAAUGUGAAACUCGUGCAAAGUAAGAGUGACAGUUUGUGUGAUAAUAAAAUGUGUGCCCCUGCAUUUCAGUUCAAUCUUAAAGUCUUUUUUUCUUUUUCCUUUUCAGUUCAAUCUUGAUCUGCAAUCUUGUACAACUACUCUUUCAUCUAAGUAGCUCUGUAGCA
This is a messenger RNA of Cornus florida, 1493 nucleotides long. RefSeq lists its product as uncharacterized. Lineage: Eukaryota; Viridiplantae; Streptophyta; Magnoliopsida; Cornales; Cornaceae. The coding region runs from base 407 to 1147 and encodes 246 amino acids. The transcript is spliced from 2 exons. The record is from RefSeq and is a predicted model, not a curated record.